Messenger RNA from Oreochromis niloticus (Nile tilapia), 4694 nucleotides. RefSeq names its product myogenesis-regulating glycosidase. The record is from RefSeq and is a predicted model, not a curated record. The transcript is spliced from 21 exons. Gene Ontology annotation, molecular function: hydrolase activity, hydrolyzing O-glycosyl compounds. NCBI's taxonomy places the organism in Eukaryota, Metazoa, Chordata, Actinopteri, Cichliformes, Cichlidae. Gene Ontology annotation, cellular component: membrane. Gene Ontology annotation, biological process: carbohydrate metabolic process; skeletal muscle fiber development; regulation of signal transduction. The coding region runs from base 231 to 1880 and encodes 549 amino acids.
AUUGAUGGAGUAGUGAGUGUGGGGGGUUGGGCAUUUGUGAUUAGCUUUGAGUUGAUCCCUCUGAAGCAGAUGGUGAAUGGUAGCUUACCUAGACGCCUUGAAUCCCAGGAGUUAACGGUAGCAUGUGUCCAUGUGGAAGGAGUAACACCGAAGUUGAGGAAGGAAGAAAGAAAGCCUUAUGAGAAAAGACUGCAGGAGGACGGCCUGAGAUCGCAACUGGAUGCCACAUCAUGUUGCUGAGGACAGCUGCCAUUGCACUGCUGCUUUGCGUGCAGUCUCUGCAUGGCUCCGCUCUCCCUGCCGUGUCGUCCUAUGAGUUCACUGCCUAUAGGAUGCAACAGUACAACCUGGGACAGCAUAAGUAUGGCUGUCGUGGAGCCAUUGUUGUUGCAGAGGCACGCUCAGCAGAAGAGCCGUCGCUAACCCGCCGCUGUGUGAUAAUGAAGGUGGAAGACUUCACUACAGAAAAAUACUCCGAGGCCCAGAGACAAAAUGCAGCUGCCAUCCUGAUCCUGCUGCCCCAAAAUAUCUCCAGUAUCCCUCACAAUGCAGUAGAGUCCUUUAUGGUGAGUGAAAGCGAGACCUUGCAGAAGGAGACUCUCAUGCCAGUGUAUGUGGCACCUGAGGAUGAACAGCUGCUCUACAUGUAUGAGGAGGUUAAACAGGCUGCAGCCACCCGGACAUCAUCCAUUUUUGUCAGAGUCCUCCGCAGUAUGGUCACGGCUACAGCUUUUCAGAUUUUAGUGAUCAACAAUGCCCCAAUUAAGGCCACCACUGACAAUGCUAUAAUCACACUGGAGGGAGUUCUUCUAGGAGCAGUAGAGGAUGCACCCACUAUAGUCAUCGCAGCCCACUAUGACUCUUAUGGGCUUGCCCCUUGGUUGUCUUAUGGAGCAGACUCAAACGCCGGUGGUGUCACAAUCCUAAUUGAGUUGGCCCGUCUCUUCCAAAAACUCUACAGUAGUCCCAGAACCAGACCACAAUUUAAUUUAAUGUUCUCCUUGACCGGAGGAGGAAAAUACAAUUUCCUUGGAACAAAGAGGUGGAUUGAAGAGAAUUUAGACCACGCUGAGUCCAGCCUUCUCCAUGACAAUGUGGCAUUUGUCCUGUGCUUGGAUACACUGGCCAAUGGCGAUGAGCUGUACAUGCACGUCUCCCGCCCUCCUAAACCCGACACGCCAAUGCAGUCUUUCAUUCAACAACUGGAGGAGGUGGUUUCCUCCAGAUUUCCCUGGGUGAAGGUGGGGUUGGUUCAUAAAAAGAUCAAUCUUGUGGAGUCUACUGUAGCCUGGGAGCAUGAGCGCUACAGCCUACGCAGGAUCCUGGGCUUCACUCUGUCUCAUCUGGAAGAUCCUAAAUCUGAACUUCGUGGCUCUAUACUAGACACCAUGUCAAAAGUGGAUUUCCGGAAACUUAAACGUAAUGGCAUCAUCAUAGCAGAAGCGCUGGCCCGCUACAUGUACAAUCUCUCUGACAAGGGUUCACCGAAGGAUGUGCAAGUUUUCAAGGGCCAGCUGGACAUUCAGGACAGUCGUAUCUGCAGUUUGAUGUCCUUCCUGACAUCAGUCCCUCGGGCUACUCAGCUGCUGGAUAAGGAACCCAGUCAUAUCUUGCUGGUCAACUCACUGGAGCACGAAUUCAAGCGCUAUCUGCAGCAAGUCCACAGACACACCUUCCGACAGGACAAGAGGGAUCCUGAUAUUACCUUCUUUGAUCAAAUGAGCCAACCAAUAGUCAUGUACAGAGUGAAGCCUGCAGCCUUUGAUCUGUUCCUGGGAGGCUGCAUUGCAGCUUACCUGGGUAUUGUUUACUAUGCAAUCCAGAAUUUCGGUUUUCUCUACACAAAACUAAAAGCAGCAGUUAAAAUGAAGCACCACUGAAUCCACUACGACUACAACCACCGACUCCAUGACAAGCCCUUUGAAGUCAGCUCUGCACAUGUUGGACAUUUGCCGGCUGUGCAGCAGGAAGCCUCUUUGCAUGAUCAUAUGCAUCUCAUAUAAAGCGGGAAUUUACUUUGAAAUGUAUAUUUUUUGUUUGUUUGUUUUUUAAAAAAAAAGAUGUUUGUACCUUUCAUUACACUUGAAAUCACUUAACUGUGAAAAUUACUUACAUUAACAGGCUCAGAGUGUGUCGUUUGAAACAAAAUGAAACGAAAUAAAGAAGUUGUUUGAAGCUGUAUGAAAACUGUAUCAAAGCUGGGAACGCACAGCCCUGGAUCUGAUUUGAGCUCCUGUGAAGGACACUCCUGCCAGAUCAUUACUAUGAUUCCCCAUAUCCUCUGCUCUGCAUCUGUUCGCGUGGAUUUGACUGGGCUUAACAUGGCUGUCAAACGAGGCCCCAACCGCUUCACUAGAUGAACAGCCAGUUCCUGUCACAGAUAAGUCAGUGAGAGCGCUGGAGACACAAAGGCACCCUACAGCGCUUGGUAAAUUAUUAAUGCUUAUGUGGCAAGCUGACAGUGAACAGAGGUGACACUGGGUGGUGGUGGUGAAGGUUUUUAGAAGCCCCAUUUCUCUGCUGUUUCACUCCUUUUCUGCUGAUCUGAUAGCGCCUAGUUUGUUUUAACUACGAGGCAGCAUAACGGCCAGAAGUGUUGAGAUCAGUGUUGGCUUAUUUGUAAAGGUCCCUGGGAGGGAAAUAGGUCAUGGGCUGUGACCCCAGGCAUGUGUGUCUCUGCAGGGGGCUUGCAGCUAAGGAGGAUUAGUGGCCGAGUGCUCAGGUAGCACAAAGAGUUUUUCUGCUUCAGCAAGGAUGCCCUUAAUCUGCUUUCCUUCCAACAGAGUACAUUAAUCAGAAUACCUCCAGGUUAAACAAAAAGUUUUAUCAGUUUGGAGGCUGACAGGGUUUCAUGCAGGAUUUAUAACUGCUGAUGCAAGAGAAAUGUCAUGUUGUUAUAUAAAUACAGAAUAAAUAAUAUAUAAAUAUGACAGUGAAAUAUUCACACUCCAGGAACAAUAAUACCCCCAAAAAUAUUAGACAAUAUUUCCAAAAAACAAACAAACACACAGACAAAGGUAAUAAAAAGAGGAGGUACAUGUAAGGAGGGGUGGGGUGGAGUUAGCAGGUGUCAGGGGGAGGUGAGUGAUGCUGCAUGCUCCAUUCAGGCAGACUGGAUGUAAGCAGUGGAAAAGUAAGUAAGGCAGUCAGUGAAGAUGGUUCCCCAACUAUACAUCACAGUGUACAAUGAACAGUUCAGAUCUCCAGGCACAGUGAAAAGAGCACAACUUCGACCGACCUCUGCCCACCGUAGGAACAACCCUCAGCCCCGGGCGGACUUUCUGUUUCCCAGGAGCCUUCAGUCAAACAAUAGGUCAACCCAUGCACUUCUUCAUCCCUUGCCCCCUGUGGACUUCGGCCGCCCUCUUUUCCCCCCUGUCAGACAUUUUUCAUUUCACGGUCCUGUUACAACUUGUUCUGACAGCUAUCUAAAUACAACCGACAAAACACAACACAUGCCCCCUGUCAACCCAUCAACAGUACAAGCCAUGCCCUCUGCUGAUAAACUGCAGAAACUACAACUGACUGAGCCUUCCGCCAGCACUGACGUCCACCUCAGCACUGCUUUGAAGAGCCCACAAAGCAGACUGGGUUAUCAAAAGCAUGUCCAUCCACUCUCAACACAGCAGCUCAGGCAAAAUACAGCUGCUCCGCUUCAAACAAGGGCCCAGACUCCUGCAGCUCCUCGCAGCUUUGCACGGACAAAAUACCAGAGGUGCUGUUCUAACAGCAGCCGGGAUAACAGCAGUGGUUGCUACAGCUGUUUCCAUGUGGUGAAGCCCUACCAAGCUGGACACUACAUCAUACACCCAGAGUUUGUGUCUGAAAGCCUUUAUUAGGAUUAUUAGAGCUCUGGCUUCCAAGAUGGUGAUUUGGGGGCCCGAAGAGGUCCACAGAGAGCCUGAGGCUACUCUUCAGCACUUGUUAACUUUUCCUUAAUUCUCUGUUAAUUAACCCAGUGAGACAAGGUGUAAGAGUGAAUCAUGUAGGGUGUACAAGCACAGCUGUUAUCUCACUGUGUAAUGCAAGGAAACUUUUGCAGUUAAGUGCUCAAUCGGUACCAAAGAUCUUCUCAUGAGAUGGUUUUGACGAUCAAAUGAGGCUCUGAGGCCCUAAUGUGCUGUACGUGAGUUUUUGAAAUUUGAAUCUUCUGAGGAAAACGUGUGUCAAUCUUUAAAAGGGAAUCAGUACAAUGAUACAGUAUGAUGUCGUCUUCAACUACCAGAGCAAAUGCAGUGAAAGAGUGUCACUGUCGAUACAAAUAAAGGAAGCAUUUCCCUCACUUUGUUAAGGGUCUACUUCUCACUUCUGUAUACACUGCACUUUUUUGGUAACUUUUAGGUUCAUCGGGUUCUUUGUGAAGUAUUACGUAAUUUGCUCAUGUCUAUGCAUGCCACACUGUCACAUGCGCAGCAGAAUGAGAAAACACAGAGCGCUGCUUUUCUGCUGAACUACAUUUCCCAGGCGUUUAUGGACGUGUGCAGGGCGGAGACCCAGCAGCACGCUUUGAUUCCUUUCACGGGCUGUUUGUGUGAACAGAGGCAAACAAGUUGUACUUUGAGUCGACGGGGGGACUGCUGCUGAUCGGAAGAAAAACAGAUGUGACAACCUUGCAAGUGUCAAACAGAAGAGGUUUCCUGUAAAACAUAUUGAUGAUCUGUGGAAAAGCUACUUUUGGAUUUGCACAUUGAACA